Messenger RNA from Bursaphelenchus xylophilus (pine wood nematode), 492 nucleotides. Lineage: Eukaryota; Metazoa; Nematoda; Chromadorea; Rhabditida; Aphelenchoididae. The record is from the annotation of a GenBank genome assembly.
AUGUCAGUGUUCCCAAUUGUUUUCGACUCGUACCACGCCCGUCCUUUCCACCGUCACUGUCAUCGUCGCCAUCCCAACUUAGACAGUUUGGUCGAUGUUUUGGGCGCCGUUCAGGCCGUGGAGCCGCUUCUUCAGGCCGUGGAACGCGAGCACAACGGGUAUUACGUGAACAAUGUUGAGUUCAACAAGGAAGGAGACAUGCUUGUUCACUGCGAAACCGAAGGCUUCAAACCCGAGGAAUUGAGUGUGGAUUUGGAAGGUGAGGUCUUGAAGAUCAGUGGACUGCAUAAAGAAGAGAAAGACGAUGAGAAAGUGGAGAGGACUUUCAACCGACACAUCAGGAUUCCGAAGAAUGUGGAUGUACAAAAAAUCUCGUGCCAAGUCGAUGAUAAAGGGCAAUUGACGGUCAAAGUCCCUGCUGUUCAACCGGUGGAGGCGAAGAAACAGAACAUCCCCAUUCAAGUGAAGCCCGCUGAGGAGAAAAAGCAAUAA